Salpingoeca rosetta is the source of this 1278-nucleotide messenger RNA. RefSeq lists its product as uncharacterized. The coding region runs from base 93 to 947 and encodes 284 amino acids. Gene Ontology annotation, cellular component: Ino80 complex. The record is from RefSeq and is a predicted model, not a curated record. Lineage: Eukaryota; Choanoflagellata; Craspedida; Salpingoecidae. The transcript is spliced from 5 exons. Gene Ontology annotation, biological process: chromatin remodeling.
UGGAAAUUGUACACAACUUUCAAGCCAAAGAGGCACAAAAGACAACAUCCAACCAAUCCAUCCCUCUCUCUCUCUCUCUCCUUGAGACGACCAUGCAGCGGCGGCGGAGUGGACGUGCGGCUGCGGCUCGUGCGCGGGACGUGACCGCUGCUGCGAUUGCACAGAUCCGACCCACGCGCGGGUCAGCGUCAUCAUCGAGGAAGCAGUCGCUCACCAACGAGGAGGAUGUGGAUGAGCUGAGCCAAGACCCGCUCUUGGACGACGAUGACGGCGAUGGUGAAGAGGAGGAGGAGGAGGAAGAGGAAGAGGAAGAAGAGGAGGAAGAGGAGGAGGAGGAAGAGGAAGAGGAAGAAGAGGAGGAAGAGGAGGAGGAGGAGGAAGAAGAAGAAGCAGAAGCAGAAGAAGAUGUGGAUUGGAACGCGGGUUCUGGGAUUGGCUCCUUUUCCCGCGCCAACUUGACAUCCCGACAGCGAGCGAUGCAAGGCAAAGGUGCAGACAUGGAGCUCCUCUCCCUUCCAAUGACGCGACGAAAGAAGCCAAAGUUGACGGAGGAAGAGGAGAUGGAGCGGGAGGCGCGGCGGCAGGCAAACGUCGAGCGACGAAAGGUGCUCGUGCAGAAGCGACUGGAGGAAGAGCGACGCGCUGUGGUGGAGAAGCUCACGAAACAGCAGGAGCACAGCAAGUCUGUACGCCAGGAGGACACGCAGCGGCACCGGCGCCACGGGGCUGCGGAGGGAUAUGACCGCACGAUCUUGCGCAGCAGCGGCGCCGUCAUGGCAUUUACAGACGACAGCCGCAACAUCAUGAAGCCCUGGGCAAGCGUGCCUCCGCCCGCCCCAAAGCCGUGCAGCAACCCAAACUGCAGCAAUGCCAGCAAAUAUGCCUGCAAGCAUUCGCAUGCCCGCGUGUGCAGUAUCCAGUGCUAUCGUCUUAUGGAGACAGCAUGACCCUCAUGUGUGUGUCUGUGUGAGAGAGAUAGAGAGAGAGAGUGUGUGUGUGUGUGUGUCUGCCUAUGCUUCUGCGUGUGUAUGUGUGUCUGUGUGUGUGUGUGUGUUUCUGUGUGUGUCGACGUAUCCCCUGUGGUUGUUCAAUCGCCACUGUGGCGUCUCGACAACGCUCUUCGAGUGGUCUCAAUGCAUCAAGCAGCAGUCACGUGCAUUUAUGGUUAUCUGCACUCUCGCUCCCUUGCGCUGUUACCUUUAUUCCCACACUUCUUUGCUCUUGCUCCUCUGUACACACGCAGCAAUGAAUCCUAACAUAAACGCGUCAGCAACCACA